AGUCGUCCGUCGGGGCAGUAUAGACGUGUAUGGUCAAAUCGCGAAAAAGUCUGCGAAACAGCUCUUUACUCGGUCUCAUGAAAUAUGGAAUGGAGUGAAACGAGUUUUUGAAUAAAAUAAAACGAAAUAGUCAAUGCAGUGUAAAUAAUUUUUCUGAAAUGAUUCGGUGUCGCAAGAAGUACCAUUCAGUAUACGAAUGAAGUUAAUAACAAAAGGUGCACUAUCGAUUAGUACUGCGAUAUGAGGCUAAAUUUCUAUCAAUUUCACCGGUUGGAUUAAUGUAUUUUGGAAAGCAAUUCAUCAUAAGGAAAAACGCUUGUAAUCUAUGCUAUAAAUCGAAAACAAAACUGAUGCACAUUGCAGCCUGUUUGAAAGUUUCAUCGUAAAAUGUUACGAUUUUAAUCUAAAUAACUAAAAUGUGAAAAAGAACUGAUUAAAACCAGACUAUUUUCGUAAAUAUGAUGACAAUUUUAAAACCAAUCAAGAAAACAUUGCGGAAUAAGUUGGCCUAUUUCUCAUAAGAUGCUUCAACCAAGGUCAAGUUUUUAUUUCAAUUACUUGAAAUAAAAAUAUUCAAAAAAUAACGGUAACGCAACCAGCGUUUUGGUGAUUCAUCCAAUCAACAAAGAGGAAAACUAACCAGACAAAAAGACGCCGUAUGUACGAGCAAAUUAAACUGAAUGAAGCAGAUGGAAAAUCGAAAUGGAAAGUGCAUAAAAGAGUGAAUAUGUAACCCGUAGUCUUGAAAAAGGUUGAAAAUUAGAACCAAUCAAUUAUCACGCCGAGUGAUUGCCAAUGUAGUGUAUGUGAAAAAGUGAAACCAUCAAAAUAAUCGAAAUGCACUUUAGCCCAGUUGUAUAGUACAGUGAAUAGUGCGCGAGGUGUAAACAAAUAUAUAUUGUAGAAAUUGGAAUUGAAAUUACUAAAAAAAUAGUGUAAAACAGAAAGUUGGUUGCACAUAGCCGCCCAUAAAAUAGUGAGUGCUGUGUUGGUUCGUUGUUGGGAGUGAAAAUGUAUCGACCAAAUUUCUACGAGUCAACGUGUUUGCGAUGCAGCGAGAUCGUCUACCAGGUGGACCGCGUGGGCCCACUCAAGGAUUUUACCUUCUUUCAUUCUGGUUGCUUCAAGUGUAAAAAGUGUGGAACCAAGCUGACACUGAAAACUUACUACAACAACCAGCACAAUCAAGAUGAUAAAGAGGUCUACUGCUGCUCACAUGUGCCAAAGAGUGGUCCGGGACAUUUCGAUCAAACAUCGGUGGGCAUCCGUCAAGCAUUGAAUGUACCGAAGAGCACAAACUACGUAAAUGAGCAGAUACGGGGUCAUCGGAACGAUAGCAUCGACGGCCUCCAACGGCAAAUGACGCCGAAUGGUUUCAACGGAGUUCGUGAAGGCAAUUCACCGCCACAGACUGAUCCCGAUUACAAGUAUGGACGCUUCGAUGCCAGCGCCUUACACAUUGCCCACGCGCUUAAGCAGACGGAAAUUCAGAAGGCGUACGACAAGCUGCGAGAGAAGCCGAUCGAUUAUUAUUUGGCUCGAGAAGAACAGGCCAAGCUAGAAAUGAAACAUCGAAAGGAAGAAGAUGACCUGUAUAGAAGAUUCGCAAGGAAACGUGAAGAAGAAGACAAGCGUAUGCAGACUGAAUUCCAGGAUGAAUGGGAACGAGAACUUCAAAGAUUGGCACACAAAUUUGAGAAAGAGAUGACUACCUCAAGACGUACCCGGGAAGAUCAAAGUAUAUUAACUUUAAAGCACGAGCAACAGAAGGAAGACCUAGAGAAGAACAUGACAAUUCGCAAGACAAAGAAAAAGGAAAGCCUUACGCGAAAACUGCUCGAACAUGAACGUUCGGAAACUGCAGCGCUAGUAGAUCGCCAGUCAAGCGAGAUGCUAGAACUAAUCAGUGCUCGUCGCAGUGAGUACAUGCAAACUGAAAGUAUAUUUCUCGACGAUGAGUUCACCGAAAGCACAGUACCUCUGGAAUAUCCUCUGGUUGCUCCAAAGCCAGCUCCACCAGCGCUUAGUAAAUUCCAAAUUUAUAACGACCCGAUCGAGUUCCAAGACGUGGAUCAGAUCGCUAUCACAGUUGCUCAAGAAGACCAAAAAACCUUCACAGAUCUUGUGCGUCAGCUUGUUGGCCGAUGUACCUCUGAUAUAGAGAAAGCUCGCACCAUUUUUAGAUGGAUUACCGUGAAAAAUCUAAACACCAUGACUUUUGACGACGACCUACGUGGUGAUACUCCAAUGGGAUUAUUACGCGGUAUCAAAUACGGUACGGAAAGUUACCACGUUCUGUUCAAACGACUCUGCAGCUACGCAGGUCUUCAUUGUGUAGUUAUUAAGGGAUACUCAAAGAGUGCAGGUUAUCAACCUGGAGUCAAAUUCCAAGAUUCGAGUCACCCAAAAAAUUCUAGGUUCCGAAACUCUUGGAACGCGGUAUAUGUUGCAGGUGCGUGGCGUUUUGUACAGUGCAACUGGGGUGCUCGCCAUCUGGUCAACGCAAAAGAAGCUCCUAAGAGUGGCAAGGGUAAAAACGACAGUUUGCGUUAUGAAUACGAUGACCACUAUUUCCUAACGGAUCCACGCGAGUUCAUCUAUGAGUUCUUCCCUCUUCAAGAAGAAUGGCAGCUACUCAAACGGCCUAUAACGUUGGGUGAAUUUGAAAAUCUUCCUUUUGUCAGGUCGCUGUUCUUCCGAUACGGUCUCCAUUUCGCCGAUGAAGGAUACGGAGCUGUUGUAUUCACUGAUGAUACAGGCGCUGCAACAGUAAGGAUAGCAAUGCCUUCUGAUAUGCAAGGCUGUUUGAUAUUCCAUUACAACCUCAAGUUCUACGAUAGUGAAGAGGAUUCGUACGACGGAGUAUCUUUGAAGCGCUUCGUUAUGCAGUCAGUUAUUAGCAACAUCGUAGCUUUCCGUGUCCACGCACCAUGUUCGGGAGCCUUCUUGCUGGAUAUUUUCGCCAACGCGGUCACACCUCAAGAGUACCUGACUGGAGAACCGAUGAAGUUUAAAAGUGUUUGCAAAUUCAAGAUUUGCUGCGAAGAACUUCAAACAGUAAUGGUUCCACUUCCAGACUGUGCAAGUGGCGAAUGGGGUCCAACCAAGGCUACGAGACUCUUUGGACUGAUACCAAUUACACAUCAAGAGCCACUUAUUUUUUCCGGACGAGCUAUUGAAUUACAAUUUCGAAUGUCUCGACCUCUAACAGAUUUUAUGGCAACCCUACACAAAAAUGGAAUCGAAGAGAAAAAGCUUUCAAAAUAUGUACAACACAGUGUUGUAGGUGAUACAGUUACGUUCAAUAUCAGCUUUCCACAAGAGGGUCAGUAUGGUCUGGACAUCUACACGAGAGAGGUGGGAUCAAUAACGAACAAUAACAACUCGCCAAAUGAGAAACACUUGCUAACGCAUUGUUGCAAAUAUUUAAUAAAUUCAUCGAAAAGAAACUGAGCUUGACAACAGAGUCGGUUUGAAGCUUGUUGGUAGUUCGUUACUGUCGUGAAUAUAUUUGUUAUUUGUUUUCUGUAAAUAUAGUUUGUAGAGAAUGUUCACCACAAAAUCAGAAUGGUUUUAAUUUAAUUAAUUUUAUCAUGUGUAUUUAUUACCACAAGAUCUUAACGGUACGCUACACACUUCAUUUGUUCAAAACACACAAAUGUAAAUAAAAAAACGUUUUUCGAUUAAAAAUACAAUAAACAAAUAUUAGUUUCACCGCUGCAA
Molecule: messenger RNA, 3723 nt
Organism: Malaya genurostris
Lineage: Eukaryota; Metazoa; Arthropoda; Insecta; Diptera; Culicidae
Gene: Hil
Product: hillarin
Exons: 12
Coding region: 1012-3453 (813 amino acids)
Source: RefSeq, a predicted model, not a curated record